AUGGAGCCCCAGCUGGGGCCUGAGGCUGCCGCCCUCCACCCGGGCUGGCCGGCCCUGCUGCUGCUGCUGUGGGUCUCAGGCCUGAGCUACUCUGUCUCCUCGCCGUCUCCUCCCUCUCCUUCUCUGGUGCCCCGAGUCAGAACCAGCUACAAUGUUGGAAGGACUUUCCUCGGUCUUGAUAAGUGCAAUGCCUGCAUCGGGACAUCUAUUUGCAAGAAGUUCUUUAAAGAAGAAAUAAGGUUUGACAACUGGCUGGCCUCACACCUCGGACUGCCUCCUGACGACUUGCCUUCUUACCCUGUAAAUUACUCGGAUGACUUCAAAACCUGGCGCCCUGUGGAGGUCUCAAGGCUGGUCAGCAAACACCAAAAUGAGAUCUCGGACAGGAGAAUCUGUGCCUCCGCCGCUGCCCCAAAGACCUGCAGCAUCGAGCGCGUCCUGCGGAAAACAGGGAGGUUCCAGAAAUGGCUGCAGGCCAAGCGCCUCACACCUGACCUGGUGCAGGGCCUGCCCAGCCCUCUCUUGCGCUGCCCGUCACAGAGACUCCUGGAUCGCGUGGUCCGGCGCUAUGCAGAGGUGGCCGACGCUGGCAGCAUCUUCAUGGACCACUUCACGGACCGCGACAAGCUGCGUCUCCUCUACACACUAGCUGUCAACGCGCAUCCCAUCCUCCUACAGAUCUUCCCUGGCGCCGAGGGAUGGCCACUGCCCAAGUACUUGGGCUCCUGCGGCAGAUUUCUGGUCAGCACCAGCACCAGCCCGCUGCAGGAAUUCUAUGGUGCACCCCCAGACCAGGCGGCCGACCUGGCCUACCAGCUCCUGGGUGUCCUGGAGUCUCUGAGGAGCAACGAUCUGAACUACUUCUUCUACUUCACCCACGUGGAUGCGGGCAUGUUUGGCAUCUUCAACAAUGGGCAUCUGUUCAUCCGGGAUGCCAGUGCUCUGGGCGUCAUCGACAGGCAGGAAGGCAGCCAAGCAGCCUCCAGGGCAGGAGAGAAUAAAGACAUCUUCAGCUGCCUGGUCUCUGGCUGCCAGACCGAGCUGCCCUCCUGCGACACCAUCUCUGAGAAGCAGAGCCUGGCGCUGGUGUGUGGCCAGGUGCUGCCCCCGCUUCUCCAGGCCAAGUUCCCAUCCCCGGUACAGGAGGAGAUAGACGCCGAGCUCGCACGCUGUGGGGAGGGAAGCCGGCCAGACCCCGAGGUCCUGGGGGCCGCCAGCCGGCUGAAGGACAUCUUGAGGCCCCUGAGAACCUGUGACCCCAGAUUUGCCUACCGCUACCCAGACUGCAAGUAUAAUGAUAAGUUCUGAGGGGCUGGAGCCUUGCUGGCCUCCAGGGACCACAUCCUUGGACGUUCCAUUGCCAUUCGGCUUACGGCACGGUUGAAAGAAGUUGUUGCCUUUUAGACAAUGGGAGAAAGGUACAUUUGUUUCCCAGGGAAAGAGGAACAUGCCAACAACUAGAGGGCAGUCGUACCACAGGGUGGCGUGAUUGCCCCCCACUGGCUGGGACAUGGUGGAAGAGCCCAAGGGUGGGCUUUGGAAGACCCAGGUGUGGACAUUCACUCGGCCUCUCUGAGCUUCAGUUUUCUCUCUUCUCCACCAGACUCUUGAGUUAGUGAAAAAAGACAGAGAUGUGAAGGGCCAGGGAUACGUGCUCCUUCCCCCCAGCCCAGGUGGUUACAAAGAAUGUUCCAGAAGCAUACACAGGCAGGGCAAAUGAGACAAAGCCGCGGAGGUCAAAAGGCUGGCAUGGAGAGAAGACUGUAUCCCCGCCCUAGCCCUCCUGCCACACUCCCUACGCUGCCCUGGGGUGAGGAGACUGCAGGCCAAGGGAACACAGGGAUAGCAGAGGGCUGGGCUGCGGGCCAAUGUAUUUAUCCAGGUCCCCUGAGAACCAGGUGUCAAGACAGGAUUAAAUGGGCAAGGAUUGUAUUAAGGAAGAUGCCUGUGUGGAAGAAAAGGAGGAAGGAGCUGGAGACAGCUGGGAGAGCCAUCAGGCCAGGCUGCAAGGCUGACCCCCCCACCUCCCCGAGUCCUCACGAGUCCUCCCCUCAAGAAGGUCAGGUGGGAGCAUCCCAGACUGCUAUCUGCACAACCAAAAGAAGGUUCAGCAAGGCGGCCAGCGUGUCCUCAAGGCAAAGCCAGCCAUCAGAGGCGCUUCCAAAGAAUGGACAGCCCUUAUAUUCCCGCUGCAGGGAACAGCCCGUGGGAAGCAUGGCCUCAGCCCAACAGCAAAUACAGAUUUCAAAGCACAGCGCAGGGCGCUUAGCCAGUCCUUCUCCCUGGAGAAGGAGGUCUGUGAGUAGAACAUUCUCAUUGUAGCCACAGCCGGGGACCAAGGCCAGCUCUCUCCACACUGUGGCCUCCAGGGCAGGACUCUAAGGAGUCUGAGAAUUUUCAUUCAAACUUGGCCUUACGGGUCAUUCUAAAAAUAUUUUUUCGAGGUCAGCCAACAGAAUAUAUUUUAUUCAGCAGCUUCCUUGUUUUGUACCUUUAAAAUAUUUAGCCACGUGGUAUGUGGGUCUCCGUGUAUACUCUUGCCUGGGGCCCCUCAAACAUUAGUGGGUGUGACAUGGACCUUUGCCCAGCCUCCCUGCCAGCCUUCUACCCCCAGGGACCUCUCAGUUGGCCUCCUCUUUUCUACCUCUGAAUCACCACCUUUAAGGUGAGAGUGCCUGGCUUAAUAAGCUUCACACUGUAGACAGGGAAACUGAAGCCUGGGGGGGCAGAGUGACUUGCUGGGAUAGUUCCAAGACUCCUGCUACCAGUCCAGGCUCCUCUUGCCUUCUCCUUCCACCUCUGUCCUGCUCAAUUCUGGUCCCUUCACUCACAUUUAAAUACAAGCCAAGAAAAGCCCUAGUUUGUGGUGCACUGUGUUGCCGCUGGGGGUCUCCCUUUUGACUGCUCCAGGCACUUACCUCUGGGGUGACCAUGAUGGUGAGGAGGUCAGGCCAAGCUUCUGGAAAGGCAGGCUUGGGCUGCCUGAGAGUCUUUGAGACAGUUGCCUCCUGGCUUGGUCUGGAGGCUGAGGAUUGACCACCCUUACCAACACCUUGCUUUUAGCCCAGUGAAACUGAUCUUAGACUUCUGGCCUUCAGAACUUUGAGAGGAUAAAUUUCUAUUGUCUUAAGCCACCCACUUUGGGGUCAUUUGUUAUAGCAGCCGCAGGAACUAACACAUACCCCGAACUCUUAGCUUCUGCUUCCAGAGAAUCGAACUUGCAGUACGCCCCAACGCCAGCCUAUUGCAAUGGAUUCAAAAGCCAGACCCGCCAGGAAGGAGUGUGUUAUGGGUCCAUACCCAGGGCUGAGGCUUGGACGGUUCCGUUCUUCCACUUACUAAGUCCUCGGCAUCAUUUAAGACCCUGAGUCUUACCUUGACCCAAAGCUUUUCCUGACAGACCAGCCCCUGGCCAUUCCUUUCUGAAUCCCACCUCUGUAUCCUUGAACCCCAGAUCUGCGCCCAUUUGAGGCUAAUCCCAAGCGUAUUCCAGAGAGAUCUGAGGCCCUCCUUCCCAUCCAGCUGGGAGCUCCCUGAAGAUGCCAGUGGCACAGAACUCUUUGUGUUCCCUGUAGCAACCAGCACAGGGCUGAGCACAGAGCAGUUGCUCAGAAAACGUUCUUGCUGAGAAUAAUGACUGUGUCCUUCAAUCCUUUUUGUUUGGUGUUUUUCAUAAACCAUGUGCUCUAGACUGAUUGUUUGUGCUCCCCCCAAAAUUCAUAGGUUGAGAUCUUAACCCCCAAUGUGAUGAUAUUUGGAGGUGAGGACUUUGGGAGAUAACUAGGUCAUGAGGAUGGAGCCCUCACGAAUGGGGUUAGUGCCCUCAUAAAAGAGACCCUGGACAGCUCCCUUACUUCUUCUGCCAUGUGAGGACACAGCAAGAAAGUCUUGGCUAUGAACCAAGAAGUUUGCUCUUACCAGACACCAAAUCUGCCAGCAUCAUGAUCUCGAACUUCCCAACCACCGGAAUCGUGAGAAAUAAUUUUUGCUUUUAAGCCAGCCAGUCUGUGGAAUUGUUAUAGCAUCCUGAACAGACAAAGAUGCCAUGCUGGCCAUAUGCAGGACACAGCCACUUCCUCGAGAACAGCUCUUUCCCCUCAACAGCCAGGAGACAAGAGAGUCAACACUCAAGAGACUUCAGCCAGAACAAAAUCAUCGUAGCGAAAUCUGAUUGGAGGCAUUAUUUUUCUGAAUUUUGCCACCCGCUGUCUUUUUGCCUGCAGAACUGGCUACAUAAUUUGUGGGGCCCAGUGCAAAAUGAAAACAUGGGGCCUCCUGUCAUUGAGAAUCGCAAGAUGGGGCCAGCAGAGCGUUAAACUAAGCACAGGGCCCAUGCAAGUCUAUGUUGCAUGCCCACAAAGCCAGCCCUGGGUGCCUGAGACUACUAAUUAACCUCUGUGUAGAGGGUUCUUGGGGUCUCACUUGACCUCCACAACCAAGGGAGUAGCUGCAGAACCAGAGGUGAUAUAUAAAAUAUUUAAUAACCAUCAUAGCAAAGGAACUGGUAUAGGAAAACGGACUCCAUUGGCGGCAGCUACCAGGUCGGCGUCCCCACAGAUCUGCGGGCCAGUCCAACUUUUCAAACAAGGAAACUGGUUCAAGUGAUUUGCUCUAAGUGACAAUUUUUUGGUCUCCUGCUUUCCUAGUCCUCCCCUGUAGCAUCUGACUUCUGCCUAUAAGUGAUUGCAUGAGCCUGAAUAUUUCCUCUAGAGUUAAAAUAAGUACUUCAUUGCAUUUGUAUUCAUUUUGGAAAGAUCUAGAGCCCCGCAGUCAGACAGACCUGGUUUCAAAUCAUGACUCUGCUUGUUACUGUGUAACCUUGGGCAAGUUGCUUUACCUCUCUGAGUUUCUCUUUCCUCAUUGAUAAAAUGGUGAGAAAAAGAUUUACUCUUGCAGGGUUAUUGUCCUAUUUAAAUAAUACACUGUUUCUCAAGAGCCUGGUACAUAUGGGCAUUCUAUAUUUGAUGGUAAAUGUAGGGAAAGAACAGGGUUUCCUGACAGAAAGGGCUCCUCACGCAGCCAAGGUGAGUGCUGCAGCCUCUUGGGAGGGACCCGAUCCCUGCCCCAAGGCUCUGCUUGAGACCAGAGGAUCCGCCAAGAUGCCGCAGGCUGCCAGGGAGUCUGACUGGGGCCGUUUUUCUUCCCUCCUGCUCUCCAGACUCUGGGUUGAUCAUGAAUGGCAGCUGGGCAACCGCUGCACUCGCCUCUCCAGCCCAGCUCUCCACCAGGCUCAGGAGGGAAUCCUCCUC
Molecule: messenger RNA, 5249 nt
Organism: Hippopotamus amphibius kiboko
Lineage: Eukaryota; Metazoa; Chordata; Mammalia; Artiodactyla; Hippopotamidae
Gene: DIPK2B
Product: divergent protein kinase domain 2B
Exons: 5
Coding region: 1-1308 (435 amino acids)
Source: RefSeq, a predicted model, not a curated record